Messenger RNA from Radiomyces spectabilis, 1627 nucleotides. RefSeq lists its product as uncharacterized. The record is from RefSeq and is a predicted model, not a curated record. Lineage: Eukaryota; Fungi; Mucoromycota; Mucoromycetes; Mucorales; Radiomycetaceae. The coding region runs from base 251 to 1132 and encodes 293 amino acids. The transcript has 5 exons.
CUUUUCGUGAUAUUGAGAGACACCCCGUGAUAAAACGGCAAACAUCUUGGCAGAAGCAAUAUUGAAAGGAAGAAUAGAUGAGUGGCUUUGUUGAUGGAUUGCUAAAUGGGUGUUCGGCCACGUGAAUAGGAUCCUUGGUUUCAUGCAAAUUUGAGUGGUGUUCGUUUUCGUCCCGUUUUACGUACGCCCCUUGGUCCCCGCAACUGCUUCAGCCUCCACAGAGCUUCGUCCCUCCUUUCGACCUCAAAAAAUGACGGCUCCUUCUGCAUAUCCCAUUGCGGGGAUAUUUUAUUUUCUUACUCAUCCUCAGUUAUGGAUGAAAGCACUGUGUCCGUUUCUGUUGACUUUGAUUGUCGGCAUUGUAUCUCUUGUGCUGUCAUUUGUGUUUCUGUUACCACUGCAAGCCCACGCUUUGAUCAAUGCGAACUGUCCUGCAUGGCUCGCUUGGCUCGUUUCCGUCAUCUUUGUCUUGCUGGAAUCGGCAAUAUUUGACUUGAUAUUCUAUGCUCUCAUGUUGCCUAUUUUCCAAGACGUUCUUUUCGAUGCUACUAUCAAGGCCCGUGGACUUCAGCGGAUGUUUGAUACCCGUAUUCCAGUAUCCGGUCUCGUCCUCUGUUGUCGCGGUGUAUCGUCCGGUCUCGUCCUUGUUUACAUACUCAUUAUCGCACAGAUCUUGAUCCUGAUCAUCACAGCACCUUUGAACCUCAUUCCCGUGGUGGGUACAGCUAUUUCAUGCUAUAUCAAUGGAUGGCCCGCAUGUUGGGGGCACCAUAUUCACUAUGAUUUGGAAUUCCGCGGAUUCUCUGUCAGCGAUUCAAGACGAUGGGCAUGGAAAAAUAAAGCCGCCUAUUGUGAAUUUGGCGCUGUAGCUGUUGCACUUGAAUUGAUUCCCCUGUUCAAUCUGUUAUUCAUGUGGACCAACGUUGUAGGCGCUGCACUGUGGGUGUGUGACACUUACGAAAAGAACGAGAAAGUUAUCAGCAAGCAACAACGUCAACAACAAUCAGCAGGCUUUGUCGAUCAUCUAUCGAUUGGAUCCUUUUACAGACCUCAUAACAAUGUGCCGACUCCAGAAACUUUCUCUCCGCACUCCAUACUAUCUACCAACAAACAAGGUUACAGCCGUAUUUAAACGGUUUUCUCCAUUGUGUAUAUCCCCGAAGUGUAACCCCCUUCCCCUUCCCCAAGUCAAUUAUCACAUGGAAUAUCCUACAUGACGCUGCAUUUUUCCAAACAAAUAUAUACCACUUUUACCACGAUCUCCCGCAGGACGAGUUUGAAGCACUCGAUCUGUGAGGAACCGUUGAGACAUGUGUUGGCUGGAGUAAAUUAUUAUAAAUGCAACAAGAGCUUGUGUGUUUUUGGAUGCAUUUGUAACCAAAGCCAUGAAACAAGGUGGUGACAGGUUUCCAUGGGGGGCAAGACUAGGAAAUGUUGCAUUACUUCUUGCUUCCAUUGCACAUUGUGGCGAUCAAAAUGAACUGUGGAAGAGUGGGGUUUUUAUCCAAUGAAAACUGUUCGUUUGUUCUGCUGGAGCUAUCGAUUGGAUUUUCUCCUGCCUUGAGCGUAUCAAUUUACACACUAUAAAUAGUAUAAAAUAGAUUCUAACCCCAAUGUUUUCGCCCUG